Messenger RNA from Perkinsus marinus ATCC 50983, 1264 nucleotides. Its product is annotated as Mannose-1-phosphate guanyltransferase, putative. The record is from RefSeq and is a predicted model, not a curated record. Gene Ontology annotation, cellular component: cytoplasm. Gene Ontology annotation, molecular function: mannose-1-phosphate guanylyltransferase (GTP) activity; GTP binding. Lineage: Eukaryota; Perkinsozoa; Perkinsida; Perkinsidae. Gene Ontology annotation, biological process: cell wall mannoprotein biosynthetic process; GDP-mannose biosynthetic process. The coding region runs from base 34 to 1155 and encodes 373 amino acids. The transcript has 10 exons.
CUUACUCUACUCCCGUCUAGGGCCCUUGCUGCAAUGAAAUGCUUGAUCCUAGUCGGUGGUUACGGUACAAGACUCCGUCCACUCACACUUACUAGCCCCAAAUCGUUGGUCCCUUUUUGCAACCUACCCAUUGUGGAACACCAAAUAGCUGCUGCUGUAGAGUGUGGUGUGGAUCAUGUCGUCCUUGCUGUGGGCUUCCAACCUGAACAUAUGCAACAUGCCCUCAAGGAGAUGGAGACCAAGUAUGGUGUGAAGAUAACAUGCAGCAUCGAGACAGAGCCGUUGGGCACUGCUGGACCGUUGUACCUGGCCCGUGAUAUCCUACUAUCGGACGAUGAACCUAUAUUCGUCUUUAAUUCGGAUGUUAUAUGCGAUUUCCCCUUGAAAGACCUGUUGAAGUUCCACAAGAGCCAUGGUAAAGAGGGUACCAUCGUGGUAACCAAAGUGGAGGAUCCAUCCAGGUUUGGUGUGGUAGUCUAUGAUGAACUGACUGGUAAGAUAGAUCGUUUUGUUGAGAAGCCUAAGGAGUUCGUAGGAGACAGGAUAAAUGCUGGCCUGUACAUCCUAUCUAACUCGGUCAUAGAGCAGAGGAUAGGUCCCCGAUUCAUGAUGAUAGAGACUGAUGUAUUCCCUCAGAUGGCUACUGAUGCUCAGCUGUAUUGUUUCCAACUUGAAGGGUAUUGGGCAGAUAUAGGGCAACCUAAGGAUUACCUUAGAGGGAUGAGCAUGCAUUUAAACUUCCUAUCCCACAAGAAUGAGGAUAACAAGGUUACUAAGACUCAUGAGAAGUUGGCACGGUCCCUCCCAGGCGUGGAAAUAGUCGGCAACGUAUUGAUAGAUGAGAGUGCCAAGAUAGGAGAAGGCAGCAAGCUAGGUCCUGAUGUGACCAUAGGCCCAGGUGUUGUCAUUGGUCGAGGGUGUCGUGUAAAGGGCAGUGCUGUGAUGGAUGAUGCUGUGAUUUCCGAUUAUGCUACUGUUUUUGGAUCCAUUAUUGGAUGGAAAUCACGUAUUGGUAGUUGGACUCGAGUAGACCCAAUGACUGUUGCUGCAGAGAGUGUUGACAUCAAAUCAGAAUUGUAUAUUAACGGAGCAUUCCUCCUGCCCUUUAAGGGUAUCAAGGACUCUGUACCCACUAAUGGUCAGAUCAUUAUGUGAUGAUCAUCAUAUCCGCACUAGUAGUGCGGCACUACUACCGCCAACCUCAAUCCUCAUCACCCAAUCCAUUUAGCUAUGUAUCAUCCAAUAAGGGUGACCCAGAGAUGCU